Aphidius gifuensis is the source of this 1929-nucleotide messenger RNA. Its product is annotated as TWiK family of potassium channels protein 7. Gene Ontology annotation, biological process: potassium ion transmembrane transport; stabilization of membrane potential. The coding region runs from base 363 to 1625 and encodes 420 amino acids. The transcript is spliced from 6 exons. Gene Ontology annotation, molecular function: potassium ion leak channel activity. Gene Ontology annotation, cellular component: membrane. NCBI's taxonomy places the organism in Eukaryota, Metazoa, Arthropoda, Insecta, Hymenoptera, Braconidae. The record is from RefSeq and is a predicted model, not a curated record.
AGUUUCAUAAUUAUAAUUUUAGUUAUAAGGUAUUUUAUGUUUCUUGUUAUUUUUAAAAAUUUUAAAAAUCAAUUCUGAUCAUAUUUUAUGUAAUAAAUAUCUCUAGAAUAUCGCAGCUUGGGAUCGCAAGAUGACGCUUCUUCGUUCACGCGAGAAAUUAGGUGGUGGAAAGUUGAACAUCAUUCAUCAUCACAGCAUGUCGGAAUCAUUUUUUCUCAUUUUUACACAUUUCUAGUACUGAAUAUAAUCUCAAUUUAAGUUCUCGAAAAUAAAAAAUUUACAUAUUUGUUAAAAGCAUACAUUUAAAGAAAUAAUCUCUUAAUUUUCGUUUAUAAAAAAUAAAUUAAAAAAUUGAAAAGAAAAUGAGUUAUGAAUGUGUGAAUAACACUAAUAGUGAAUCGCUGAAUAAUUCUAACAAAGUCAUUCACAAAAGAUGGAUUUUUAAUUUAAAGAAAAUAAAGGAUAAACUUAAAUCGUUUAGUGGACCGAUAGGUCUUCUAAUUGCAUUGAUGAUUUAUACAGCUGUUGGUGGUUUGGUUUUUCAACAAUUAGAGCUGCCAUCGGAACUGGCCCGAUUGGAGCAAAUACGAGAAACAAUACUAACUCGACGUAAUUAUCUGAUAAAUCGAAUUCUAAAUAACUCGGAUUUAUCGAGUUUACCAAACAUGAUGAAAGUCGAAUUACAUUCUUACGAGCUUGCCAUACAAGAAGCUGCUCAAGGUGGAUUUUUCAUGAAAUUCAUCGAUGAAAUUGAGUCAUCAGAUAAUAGUAAAAACCUUACUUCAGUUCUUACUGAUCGAUGGAAUAUUCUUCAAGCUGUUUUCUUUGCCAGCACUGUUCUUACAACAAUCGGGUACGGAAACGUUGUACCAUCAACGAUCCAAGGUCGAAUAUUUUGCAUAUUUUUUGCAUUUGUUGGAAUACCUUUGACUCUGACUGUAAUCGCAAAUUGGGGAAAAUUAUUUGCAGAUGUUGUUCGUAAUUUAACUGUUAAACUACAUUCAAAGUUACCAUCAUUUUUAACAUUUUAUAUACCAGCUGAUAUAAUUAAACGAAGAUACUUGGGUGCAUUUGCUGCAAUGAUAUUUCUUUUUCUUUAUUUAUCAUUGGGAGCAGCAUUGUUCAUGAUUUGGGAAAAAGAUUGGAGUUUUUUUGAUGGUUUUUAUUUUUGUUUUGUUACAAUGACAACUAUUGGCUUUGGUGAUCUCAUACCAAAAAAGCCAAAGUAUAUGCUUCUUUGUACUCUUUAUAUACUGGUAGGCUUAGCUCUGACAAGUACAAUAAUUGAACUUAUUCGAAGGCAGUACGCUGAAUCUUGGCAACAAUUGCAGGUCUUAAGUGGACUUUUAGGAGAAACUUUAAAAAAAUUAAGUGAACAAGCUGGUGCUAAAAAUGUUUGUAGUAGAUCAACAACAUCGGAAUUAAAAAAAAUUUUUACUAUUAUUUCAUUAGCGAAAUUACGAACAGCUACAAGCAGCAAAUACUCUGACGAAAUAAUAACUCAGAAACAAGAGUGGGAAGAUGUUGAAGCAUUUUUUCGUGAUUUUAAAGAUAAUAAAAAUUUGUAUUUUGGUAAUUUUAAAAAACCAAUAUUAAAAGUUAUAAUCUAUGAAUCUAGUGUCUGAAUAAAAUGUAUUUUCAAUUUAUUUUACAAGAUAAAUUUUUUUUACAUUUCUUCUUGUACGUUAUUAUUUGAAAUUUCUCGCAUGUAGUUAUCUCGCAAUUAGUUCCUAUAUAGACGAUACGGAUCUAUUAUAUAUUAUGAAUGUUUGUUCUUCUUAUUUUAAGCCAAAAAGCAAAAUAAAUUAAAAAACUAAAUUAAUAAGUCUUUCCUGUGAAAGGAAACAAAAUACAAAUGUAUAUAACACAAUGUACCACAUAAUAAUUAAAAUGAAUAAUAAAAAAACGUUAAAUAAAUAAAUACGUAUU